GGCCAAAAUACUUUUUGAUGCCUAAAAACUGGUCCCUCCGAAAGAAUAAUUAAUUUUAUGAGAUAUUAGUGCGAAAUUGCGCAAAAAGUAUACUUAUAUCGAAAUACAACAUUAUUUUCUAACGCAGAAAACAAGAUUUGACCGGAAAAAUAAGUUAUUUAUCUCAAAAUUGCAGUAACAACGUUGUAAUUUUUGGUAACGCAGUCGUUCUUAGUACAUAAUAUUGCUGUCCUUGAGCACUGUGUCAAGAUGUACUUAGCUAUUUCUCCCAAUAUUUCCUAGGUGGCGUUGAAUCUUAAAUGUCCUUAUGAAAAUGUAACAUUUGAACCUUAUAACAACGCCAAUAGAUAUUUUUUGCAUUAAAUAUUUCAUGGAAUAAAAAAAUAUUUAGUCUGUGUCCCCAACAAAGAACAACAUCGUAACUACCUUGCGUUGCUAUAUGAAAAUAAACCUUAAAGUGAGUGUUUUACAUUAUAUUUCACUUCAUUUGCUUCGACUUAUUGUAACUAUUAGAACGAGUGAUAGCAACUGCGCGGGGGGGAGACCGCUAGCCGGAUCAGUCGCGUCACAGUCGUUGAGAGAGGUGCGUGUGUUUAUUGCGUGGCCGCUGAGUUACCGCUGUCGAAAGAAAGAAGCUUCUGCACUAAAUGGCGUUAACGAACGCAGAAAAGCAACGUCGUUAUAGGCUUAAAUUAAAGUCAGACCCUAUAAAAAAUGCUGAAGCCAAAAAAAAACAUCUUGAAAGGUACCACGCAAAUAAAAAACUUGUAAAAGAUAUGACAGAGCGUGAACACAGAAAUAUCAAGCGUAAAUGGAAGACUGCGAACAAGAAACGACGAGAACGUCAAAAGUGUGCUCAACAAAUUAUGAACAUUACACCGGCGUCCAGCCCACGGUCAGGAACUCCAGUUUCACCAAGAUCUAGAGGCCGAAGACAAAUACAAAGAGAUCGCUCUGCAGUUUAUAGAAAAAAAUUGAAAAUUCUGGAAGAACUCGAAAAUAUGAAACGGCUGUGCAAUAAAUACAAAAAGAGAUACCAACGAGCUAAAACUACAAUCAAAGACACGAAAAAGGUAAAUAAGCUUUACCAAAACAAGUAUUUAACGCUAUCUAAUGCAAUCAAAGACCAUUACAAAAGUUUGAAGUCAGUGAGAGAGAAGAAAGCCUUAAAACGAAUUUUCCAAGGAGAAUGCAUAGCCAAGUCUAAAAUGAAGAUAAGUCUUAUACGCGAGACUUUGGGCAUUGAUCAGAUGAAAGUGAUGAAACGACAGAAUAACCCUUUAGGGAAAAAGCAUCUGGUUGAUAAUAUUAAAAGCUUUUUUGACCGUGAUGAUGUUUCUAGAGCUACGGCGGGUAAACGGGAAACUGUCACCUUUAAAAAAAUAAAACUGCAGAAGCGUACGUUACUGGACACGAUGAAAGGCCUAUUUCGGUCAUUCAAAAAAGAAAACCCAGAACUGAGAUGUUCUUAUUCAUAUUUCAUAAAAAAUAGGCCUUUUUACGUAAAACCGCCUUCAGUUGCUGGAAAAGAGACUUGCCUAUGCAAGACACAUACAAAUGCGCAGUAUAUUAUAGAUGCUCUUCACAAAACAAGAGUCCUUGCCACCUCAAGCAUGAACGAACUUAUCGCUAGCACAGUAUGCUCGACAUAUAACAAAGCUUGUAUGACUGGCAAUUGUAAAGAUUGUAAGACAAAAGAAAUUCUUUUCAGGGAAACAACAGGUAAUCUCGGAUUAGUGAAAUGGGCUCAUUGGAUAAGAAAAUCGGAAAUGAUUGAAAAAUCAGGCAAAAAAGUAAAGGUUACUAAAAAUGUAAAAGAAAUAGCUGAAGGAACAGUUGAAGAAUUGAUAGGACACUUAAAGCGAACUUUGAUACAGUUAAAGAAACAUAUUUACAACAUUAAAAUACAGUACAAGAGUUACCGGGAUGCUAUAGAUAAUUUGAAUAAUAACGAAGUCGUUCUGCAUGUCGACUUUAGCGAAAACUAUAACUGUAAGCAUUUUGAAGAGGUGCAGUCCCACCAUUUUGGCGGAUCAAGAAAGCAAGUAACAUUACAUACAGGAGUUAUGUACACAAAACCUGAAGGACAUAAGAAGCCAACUGUAAAUUCAUUUUGUACCAUUUCUGCGAAUAAUUCCCAUAACCCUGCCUCCAUUUGGGCACACCUACAUCCAAUUAUUCGCGAAAUACAACACAACAACCGUCAUAUAACUACAAUUCACUUUUUCUCCGAUGGACCAACUACUCAAUACCGGCAGAAGCAAAAUUUUUAUUUCUUAAGUCACAGAAUAUUCAACGAAUACAAUUUUAUCCGCGUUACAUGGAAUUUCUUUGAAGCAGGUCACGGAAAAGGGGCUGCUGAUGGCGUUGGUGGCUACCUCAAACGCACCGCAGAUGAAAAAGUAGCUGCUGGUUCCGAUAUUUCUGAUGCUGAAGCUUUUUAUUACACUUUGAAGGACUUGAGCAAGGUUCGAAUGUACUUACUGACUGAAAGCGACAUUCAAAUUGUUGAAAAAGCACUACCUAAAAACCUAGUGCCGCUCCAGGGUACUAUGCAAGUACAUCAAGUGUUUACUGACUCUCCCGGUGAACUUCAAUACAGAGACCUCAGUUGCUUUUGCGAAAGGGGUUUUUGCCGUUGCAUGAAUCCAAAAACAUAUCAGCCUGUUUCUGUUCCUGUCAUUGAUACACUUAGAGAAGAUAUUCUUUCGUUUGAAUUGGAUGAGGAAUCAGUCCUAGAUGACAUUUCUAAUGUCGUUGCCGUACCUAGAAGAUCAUUUUAUAAUACGGUUUAUUCCUCAUCUUCUAACUCUGAAGACGAACCUUUAGCAAGCAUUAGCCGACCAUCGGUUUCUAAUAUAAACGAAAUGCAGCUAAUUGAAAAGGAAAAUGUUCAUCCUUCUAAGAUAUCUGACGGUGUCCAUGUUUUAAUAAAAGUGUCUUCUGUCAAAGACAAACACUACACUUACCUCGGCGUUGCUAAAAGUGAAGUCGAUGAAGAAGGAGACGUAAAAAUUAUGUUUUACAAGAUGGUAGAUAAAACUGGCAAAAGAUUCAAAGCAGUGGAGACUGAUAUUUCUUAUGAGCCUUACGAUAAUAUCUUGGAAAUUGUUCCUAACCCUAAAGUUGUCGUAAAAGGUAAAAGGGUAUUUUCAUUACGAUGA
This is a messenger RNA of Cydia strobilella, 3164 nucleotides long. RefSeq lists its product as uncharacterized. The transcript is spliced from 2 exons. Bases 648 to 3164 code for a protein of 838 amino acids. The record is from RefSeq and is a predicted model, not a curated record. Lineage: Eukaryota; Metazoa; Arthropoda; Insecta; Lepidoptera; Tortricidae.